CGUGAUAUGAACUUGCCCAUAGUAGCUAGCUUUAGCUGUUUGUUAAACAUGUGCUGUGAUGGCAGCAGUGAGGCGCCUAAGGUUCGAAUACUUUGACGCCAACCGCAGCGAUCCGGCGCACAGGUCGCACUAGUUUUCUUUUCGCAGCCGCAACGUGUAAACUCAAGCUUGACCGCAACAUACAUGCACCUAUCUUUAAAAUGCGCACCUCAGAUAAUAGAAACACGCUGUCUCUCGAGACAGCAGCGCCGGUCUAUGGCGCAGCGGAGCUGGUGGAGGGACAGGCGGUGCUCAGCCUUUUAGAGAGCUUGGAUGUCGAAUCGAUCGACCUGAUGGUGUAUGGGUACGAGGUCGUGGGCUGGGAGGAGGCGCACGCGAAGGAGCCCAAGCUCCCGGCGGCGGACCCAUACGCCCCUAGCCAGCUGGUGACACCCUUGGACUCACAGCAGCAGCAACAGCAGCAGCAACAGCCGCCGCCGCCAUCUGCGGCCUCCAAGGCUUCGCCACUGGGCGUGCCCAGACACGGCCAGCGAACCAUCUUCAAUGUAUGCGUCCCACUGCUGGCGGGCGGGCGGCAAGUGCUGCCGCCGGGGACGUACAGGCUUCCCUUCCGGCUGCAACUCCCUGCAGAUCUGCCAGGGACGUUUCGGCUGGCCGGCACACCAGCACGCACCAUUGGAGACGUGAGCUACCGGAACCUCUCUGGCGAGGUCAGCUACGGCUUGCAGGUGGAGGUGCGGCGUCCGAGCAGUUUCGCGUCGGCAGCCGAACAGCAGCAGCACCAGUUGGCGGUUCUGCGUGCUGAUUGCGAGCUCGUGAUUAUACAGCGCGCGGAGGCGGCGCAGGGCCCGCCAGCCCCCGAGGAGCAUACGUCGGCUGGGGCGGCGGCGGCCAGGGGCCCAGCAGCAGGCGGAGCUGAAGCGGCGGAGGCGGCCGCGCCGGUGCCGUGCGAUGAGGUGGUGACCCUGGUGCCGGCCUUCUUCUUCUGCUGCAGUAGCGGCGGCCGCGUGACGGUGCGGCUGCGGCCGGGGCGGGAUGGCUACGUGGCAGGCGAGGCGGCGGAGGUGGUGGUCGAGGUUGACAACCGGUCGAAUCAGGAGUUUCGGGAUGUGCGGCUUGAAGUGGAGCGCCGCCUCACAUUGGUCAGCAACAGCGCCGGCGGAGGCGGUAGCGCCGGCAGCAGCGGCAGCGGCAGUAGCAGCGCCACCGCGGGGCUUGUGCCGGGAUGCUUCACUGAAGAGGAGCGGAUCUUCAAGAGCAAGACCACGGCCGCCCUACUACCGGGAGCCUGCUACCUGGGAGCCAACGCGCUGCGGCUGCCGGUGCCCCUGCCCUCCAACACGCCGCCCUCCACCUCCGGCGCGCUUGUGCGCUGCUCCUACACCGCCACGGUGGAGGUGCUGCCGGCGUCGGCGACAGCGCUGCGCGGCGCGGCGCCGCCGCGGCUGCGUGUGCCGCUGACCGUGUUCGCAUCCGCGCCGAGCUCGUUCGCCACGGCGGCGGCACGGCAUGCUCACCUGCAGCAGGACGCAAGCGAGCAAGCGCCGGCGCACGUGUUGGUGGUGGUGCCGCCCGUGGAUGUAGUGCUCCCCGCAGCUGCGCCGCAGCUGCCUCCCACCGCCGAGGUAAAUGUCAAACAGCACAACGGCGUGGCUGGCGCAAACCCGAUGUACGCGGGCCCGUAGAGGGGAAGUAGCCUUUUGCGCGCGUCGUUCGGGCCGCGGCGCUUGCAGCAGUAUCUCGCACGGUGAGUACGGUAUUCCGAUUCCCGGCAGUCGCAGAAGCGUGAUGAAACAGGCAAUAGCAGGUAUCGAAACGGCCUGCGGUUGCGUGGAAGCCGCUGCGCUGUUGUGUGAUGCAUUGUUAAGUUGCAUGCAUAGCCCUUGUGUAAAUAUGGGACUGCAUAUCAUUUUGGUUGAAAGGGCAGAGGGACGACCCUGUGGGUGCCUCGGGUCACGGCGUGGCCGAGGUGCACCCUUGCUGCGUAGGAAGGCGUGUGGCGUGCCUUCGGACGGCACGCAGGGCGGUUGAAGUAAGGCACUGGGUCGUGGUGUGUUCAUUUAUGCGCUCCUUCAAGUAUCCUGCUUAUUUGAUGCGUGUUUGAUUGCUAGCAUUAGCAAUAUGUACUGUGAGGCCUACUUUGCUCGCUGCACACCGCACACAUGGACGGACGGAAUUAUGGUCUGUGUCCAGGGCCCUGCAGAGGCCUUUCUAGGGGUGCCCCUGAGAGUGAGCCCGUCCCGUAGCGGGAACCAUGUCGUCGUUGCGGCAUGUCGAUAUGUGGUUCAUUUGCGGACUGAUAUAGCCGCGAGAGGUCAAACAUUGUUGCAUGCGUGCAUGUAAGCUGAAUAGGGUGGAGUUUUUGUGCGUGCACGCAACGCUGCGUUGGUUUCAUGGUGUGUGCGUGGCGGCAUGUGUUACAUGUGGCUUGGUUGGGAGGGAGGUUGUUUCGGGUGGUUGAAGAUGGACGGCAACGCCGUUGCAAGUCGAGACAUGGCUGACGCGGUAAGCUGUAGUCAAGGCUGUAGCAUGCAUCUCCCAAGCAAGCGAGGCGGUUGCAGAGCUUGCCUGUGCGGAUGGUUCUAAGUUGGUUUCACACUCAUGCCCGGGUUUUGGCGGACACCGCCGGUGAGCACCGGCCACAACAGCAAAUCCACGCUGGAUCUUGCUGGCGGUGCUGGGCAGCGUGUGAGACGGUUGGCUGGCAGUACAUACGGGCCAGAGCUACGGUUUACUAACACCAUGAAAGCUGUUUUUGACGACGUACGCAAUUCUGUCGGCCCGCUAUUGGCGUGUGCAUGCGACAAAACAAGAAUACGCUAUCUAUGACUUGCGGGCACGGCGCAUGCGGGUUGCUAUGUUGUGCGGUACCAGACAAAACAAGGUAUUAUGAUGUUGGGCAUCCCGGAAUAUGAGAGUGCCGCAUACCGUACCUUACAUUGAGUAGCGCCGUUGGUUUGGUUGUGCAACUGAAAGAGAACGUACGCACGUGCGCGUCAGGGGCCCUCCCCGAGCCUCUGAAUGUGACAGAACUUCCGGCAUGCUCUGAAGCAGCCGAGCCUGACGCUUUCGCGCAAUGAGCAACACACGCACGUUGCUUGACGUUACCAGAAGGCGAGCUGCUCGACAUCUGGAUGGGACAUCACGAUGGGACAUGGGAGCUUGAUGGCAGUGAACGUGGUGAACUUGUGGAGGGUUUGUCACGAGGGUUUGUACACUGAAAUUUUGGGUUUGAAGCAAGCACCCUGGGUUCAACAAGUUAGAGAAGUUCGGGUAUCUGCACGCUUGGAGACAACGGCGCGUGCGUGUGCUGGCGUGCGCUGUGCCGACGCCGUCCGGCUGUACUUCGUCGCGCGCGCCACGGCACUGUGUCGUGUAGCAAGCUCUGGUGUUGGCUCUAAUCGGACUGCUGCACUGGGGCGGUGAAAGCAUGAAGGGGAAUGCAGUACGGGCUGUGCAGUGUCCAACGGUCUGGGCAACAGCGUUGGGGACAGCGGUGGGGAACGGGGUCCUGAGGAAGGCUGGAAUGGAGGCCGGAUUGCUAGCUGCUCGGCACGCGUGUGAUCUUUCCUGUGAUGAUGACGCGCUG
Molecule: messenger RNA, 3589 nt
Organism: Chlamydomonas reinhardtii
Lineage: Eukaryota; Viridiplantae; Chlorophyta; Chlorophyceae; Chlamydomonadales; Chlamydomonadaceae
Exons: 9
Coding region: 201-1685 (494 amino acids)
Biological process (GO): protein transport
Cellular component (GO): cytoplasm
Source: RefSeq, a predicted model, not a curated record